This is a messenger RNA of Vidua macroura (Pin-tailed whydah), 2109 nucleotides long. It is a transcript of the gene UBA2, whose product is annotated as ubiquitin like modifier activating enzyme 2. NCBI's taxonomy places the organism in Eukaryota, Metazoa, Chordata, Aves, Passeriformes, Viduidae. Gene Ontology annotation, biological process: protein sumoylation. The transcript has 17 exons. Bases 17 to 1966 code for a protein of 649 amino acids. Gene Ontology annotation, cellular component: cytoplasm; SUMO activating enzyme complex. Gene Ontology annotation, molecular function: SUMO activating enzyme activity. The record is from RefSeq and is a predicted model, not a curated record.
CGCCGCCGUGUCCGUCAUGGCGGCGGCGCUGUCGGGGCCGCUGCGCCCCGAGCUGGCCCAGGCCGUGUCCCAGGCGCGGGUCCUGGUGGUGGGGGCCGGCGGCAUCGGCUGCGAGCUGCUCAAGAACCUGGUGCUCACCGGCUUCAGCAGCAUUUACGUGAUUGAUUUGGAUACUAUUGAUGUCAGCAAUCUCAACAGACAGUUUCUGUUUCAGAAGAAACAUGUUGGAAGAUCAAAAUCACAGGUUGCCAAGGAAAGCGUGUUACAGUUUUGUCCAGAAGCUAAUAUUAUAGCUUACCAUGAUAGCAUCAUGAACCCUGACUAUAACGUAGAGUUCUUCCGCCAGUUUACGUUGGUUAUGAAUGCUCUGGAUAACAGAGCUGCCCGUAACCAUGUGAACAGGAUGUGUCUGGCCGCUGAUAUUCCUCUUAUAGAGAGUGGAACUGCAGGCUACCUUGGACAAGUAACUGUUAUCAAAAAGGGAGUGACAGAAUGCUAUGAAUGUCAGCCUAAACCAACUCAGAAAACUUUCCCAGGCUGCACAAUCCGAAAUACGCCCUCAGAGCCUAUCCAUUGCAUUGUGUGGGCCAAGUAUUUGUUCAACCAGUUGUUUGGAGAAGAAGAUGCUGAUCAAGAAGUCUCACCUGACAGAGCUGAUCCUGAAGCUGCCUGGGAGCCAGCAGAAGCAGAAGCCAGAGCACUAGCAUCCAAUGAAGAUGGUGAGAUUAAACGUGUUUCAACUAAGGAGUGGGCUAAAUCCACUGGCUAUGAUCCAGUUAAACUUUUUACUAAGCUUUUCAAAGAUGACAUUAGAUAUCUGCUGACAAUGGAUAAGCUGUGGAGGAAAAGAAAGCCUCCAGUGCCAUUGGACUGGGCUGAGGUACAAAAGCAAGAGCAAAAAAUACCUGACCAGCAGAAUGAGAGCUCUGCAGUGCUGAAGGAUCAGCAGGUUCUCAAUGUCAGGAGCUAUGCAGACCUGUUUUCAAAGAGUGUUAAAACCCUGAGUCUUCACCUGGCUGAGAAGGCUGAUGGAGAAGCACUUAUAUGGGAUAAGGAUGACCCUUCUGCCAUGGAUUUUGUCACUGCUGCUGCAAACCUCAGGAUGCAUGUUUUUGGAAUGAAUAUGAAGAGCAAAUUUGAUAUCAAGUCAAUGGCAGGAAAUAUUAUCCCAGCUAUAGCUACUACCAAUGCAGUGAUAGCUGGGCUGAUAGUGCUGGAGGGUUUGAAGAUUUUAUCGGGGAAAAUAGAUCAGUGUAGAACGAUUUUUCUGAACAAGCAGCCAAAUCCCAGGAAGAAGCUAUUGGUUCCUUGUGCUUUGGAUCCACCAAAUCCCAAUUGUUAUGUAUGUGCAAGUAAGCCAGAAGUGACUGUGAAACUUAACACACACAAAGUUACUGUGUUGACACUCCAGGAUAAGAUACUGAAGGAAAAAUUUGCUAUGGUAGCACCAGAUGUACAAAUAGAUGAUGGAAAGGGAACUAUCCUGAUCUCUUCAGAAGAAGGUGAAACAGAAGCAAAUAACCACAGGAAAUUAUCAGACUUUGGAAUUCGAAAUGGCACUCGACUACAAGCAGAUGAUUUCCUCCAGGACUAUACUCUGUUAAUCAAUGUGCUUCAUAGUGAAGAUCUAGAAAAAGAUGUAGAAUUUGAAGUUGUUGGUGAUACCCCUGAAAGAAUUGGCCCUAAACCAUCAGAACCAACAUCCAGGAACAUUAGCAAUGGUAGUGAUGAUGGAGCACAACCCUCAACAUCAACAGCUCCAGAGCAGGAAGACGUGGUGAUUGUUGACUCUGAGGACGAAGGUACUUCCAGCAACGCUGAUGAUGUGGAGAGCAAGAGCCGCAAGAGGAAGCUGGAGAAGGGCUGUGAGUGCGUGGGGGCCAAGAGAUCGUGCACUGAGCAGGAGCAGGACGACCUCAUGAUUGUGGAGUCUGAGGAUGAGGGGGCUUCCAGCAGCCUCGGGUAGGAGGAGAGCAGGAGCCACAAGAGGAAACUUGAAGAGAAAGGGUGCGAGUGCAUCGGGGCGAAGAGCGUGUGCUGAGCUAAGAGCAAGAUGAAGAGCAUUUGGGGGAACCACCAAAGGCCCCUUGACAAAGUGAUUCACAUAAU